Molecule: messenger RNA, 1769 nt
Organism: Filobasidium floriforme
Lineage: Eukaryota; Fungi; Basidiomycota; Tremellomycetes; Filobasidiales; Filobasidiaceae
Exons: 10
Coding region: 427-1638 (403 amino acids)
Source: RefSeq, a predicted model, not a curated record
CCGGGACGGAUGGAAUUCCGGAUCCUCUUCCAUCCCCCACCCCCCUUGCAACGGGUCUAUCCUUCUCUCUGCAAUCCAUUUCCAGUCGCCCAGUCGCGCACUCGCCGGCACGAUUGAACCCUUUCUCCUUGGAAGGGCGCAUGUCGUGCUCUUCGGGUGGUGGUGGUGGUUGAAGCAGCGGGUCGAUAGGAAGUCGAGCACCUCGUAGCACGUAUACAUGAGGAGGAUAUCAUGGCAUGCAAGCGACCCGAUAUUCAGAUACCCUCACUCUGCUCGGUAGUCGAUCAUACACGCAAGAUUCCAACGCGCCAUCUAUAGACGAAGACACCGGAAAUCUCUGGGACAAACAAGGUCGUUCCUCUCUGGCGCGACUUGAAGGACAAAUUCUCCGAUCAAGGUUUAUUGGUGAUCACGAUCCCGACGAGGAUGGUGCUGGAUCGUCGGGAUCCGUACGAUCCUUAUCACCUCAGAGAGCCGGCACCCUGGGUCUACAAGUCCGCCGAUGUCAAGGCCUACUUCGGUCUCGAACUCGCUGGGAUAAUCAGCUUGCCGAUCCUCAUCCUGACCAUCUAUUUCACCAAAUCGAUACAGAGGGAUAAAUCGCUCUACAACUUUUUCGUCGUCCUCGUGGUCGCCGGCAUCGUCCACUGUAUCACCUGGUUUACGCACGGAUUCGUCGACGUAGAGAACCCAGAUCCGCCAGGCUUCAAGCUUUGCCUAUUCCAGGCCGCCCUGGUGACGGGGAAUUCGACAGCUCAGGCCUUUAGCGCUUUGGGCUUGGUCAUCAAGGUAUGGGUCACAGCCGCGAGCCUGGACACCCAGAAGCUCGCCUUUCUCGAUAACGCUUGGAUCGGCUGGACUCUAUUCCUCUCCCCAUGGCUCUCUUGGAUAGGUUACAUAGCCAUGACACUGGUGCUUGGUCUGCGGGACCCAUCCGUCAUCAAGCCUACCGUAUUGUACUGCUAUGCAACGGAUGACAUCGCAGUCGACAGCCAUCAUUAUACGUCAGCUGCUGGUGCAGCCAUCAUCAUCCUCCUAGAAAUCCAUCUGGCCUGGAUCGUUUUCAGACACUAUACAGAGAUCCGAAGGAGCGCCGCAGAGACUCGCGAAAUGUCAUAUCGGAAUGCGAUGAGCAUCCCUAGCUACGACACUGGUCCGGGCGAUAUCACGCCGGAAGACGGCAUCGACCGUAUCAACGCUCAGAACAGGUUGAAAAAGAUCAACCUGCCGUUGACCUUGCGGAUAUUGUGGUUCGGGAUGUACACUUUACUUCUGGCAGCAGUGUCAAUCUACAUCCUUGUGGAUAAGUCUGCGGCCAAUUCCUCGUUACCUGAUCUAGUCAACGCAUCUCUCGCGCCAGCUGUCCUUAUCUGCUUUGGAUCUCAGGAGGAUGUUUUGCUCGCUUGGAAAUCCGCUUUGUGCUGGCCAGCACGCAAGAUUCAGAGCAUGAAGAGGGGCAAGCAAAGGAAGCUCGACGUACAAUGCCAGCAAACGCUGGAUGUUCGGGAACCGAUAGACGCAAAAGAGAUGCUAGAAUCUCCAGGUUUACAAUCACCGAAACCGGAUCUCGAGACCAUGGACAUGUUCGAAGCUCUGGCCUGGCUCGACUCGGACGGGCGCAGCGAUCACUCGCCAUGAGGGUAUCAAGAUCAUGUACAUGUCGCUCGGCUAUAAUUGUAUCGAUUAGAACCGUUGUAUAGAGUAUAAGAGUGACAAUCACACUAGGUUGUACAGAUAUAAAUGUAUUCGACGGGAACUUUCAGUCCGUU